Molecule: messenger RNA, 1285 nt
Organism: Neltuma alba
Lineage: Eukaryota; Viridiplantae; Streptophyta; Magnoliopsida; Fabales; Fabaceae
Exons: 3
Coding region: 27-1112 (361 amino acids)
Source: RefSeq, a predicted model, not a curated record
AGAUUUUCAAGUGGCAGAGAGCUGAGAUGGGUCGACUUGCUCCUUUGUCAGAGGAACCUAUUAAUGAAGACGACGAUGGAAUCACCGGCGGCUCAAGGAAAGGCCUUCAGGCAUGGCGAAACUGGAGCUGGAUCAAGACCCCUUUCUCUCUCGCCUUCAAUAAGAAGUCUGACCUCAAAAUUCUUCUAAGUGUUCUGGGUUGCCCUCUCUUCCCUGUUCCUCUCCUCCUCAAAGAACCCCACAAUGAGGUGUCAUCUUCAGCGCAGUAUAUUAUACAACACUUCGCGGCGGCGACGGGGUGCCGGAAGUUAGAAGGGAGAGUGAAAAACAUCUUUACGACAGGGAAGGUGACAAUGGGUGUGGUGGAUGAGCCUGGAUCCGGCGGCGGAGGGGCCGCCGGAGUUUCGGAAAGAGGGUGCUUCGUUAUGUGGCAAAUGCUUCCCGAUAAAUGGCAGAUAGAGCUCGUCGUGGGUGGCCACAAGGUGGUCGCUGGUAGUGACGGCGCCGUGGCUUGGCGCCACACCCCAUGGCUCGGCGCGCACGCCGCUAAAGGUGGCGUACGACCACUUCGUCGUGCUCUUCAGGGACUGGACCCUCUGGCAGUGUCUGCUGUAUUCUCUGCUGCGCAGUACAUGGGAGAAAAGAAGAUCUCAGGCGUAGAUUGCUUCGUGUUGAAGCUCUCAGCUGAUCAGAAGGACCUCAUCGAUCGCAGUGAUAACACAGCAGAGAUGAUCAAGCACGUUAUAUUUGGUUACUUCAGCCAAAGAAGUGGACUUCUAGUGGUAUUAGAGGACUCUUACCUGACCAGGAUUCAAUCACCUGGGGCACACCCCACGUAUUGGGAGACAACAAUGUCUACAAAAAUUGAGGAUUAUAGGUUGGUGGACGGCGUGAUGAUUGCUCACUCAGGGAAAUCAACGGUGAUCAUUACGCGGUUUGGGGAUAAUCUGAAGGCAGGCCCUGCCAUCACAAGGUUGGAAGAGACAUGGAACAUCGAUGAUGUGGCAUUCAACGUGGCGGGACUAUCCAUUGACUGUUUCAUACCUCCUAAGGAACUUCAGAGAGAUUAUCCUCAAGAGAAUCUGGAUUGGAGAUCACCCUUGCACAGAUGAUGGAAGCUGCUUGAUUGUGCAUGCGUGGUGCUAACUUUGAAAAAAAAUGGGUGUCUGCUAAUUGUUACUACUAUUUAGUAUAUAAUGCUCUGUAAUUGUGUUACUGAUUCUGGACAUUGUUGACGUCAGCUAUUGAUAUAUAUCGAGAUAUCUGAUUUUGUAUACUACUUAAA